UAUAUAUCACAUAAUACAAUUUUGUGCACAAAUAUGGAAAGUUUGACUACUAAAUCAGGAAUUGGAGCGAUCAAAGGAAGAGAUCUACUCAGGAGUAUUCUUAGAUUUAUAGACUAUUCCUUGGACACUAAUUUCAAGGACCGUAUUUAAGGUUUAUUAUCUUGAGGAUGAAGCUCCUACGAGACAGGAUGUUUACAAGAAAUAUAAGGACACUAAGUAUCUCCCAUGCUUGGAAGCUGCAAGAGAUCAUAUUAGCAAUAUAUUUCAUGAUUAUCAUGGCAAAAUGAUGAUCUAUAGUUUUAAGGAUUUUGGAGAUGCAGGAGAUUAUGUCGGAUGAAAAACGCUGUCAGAAUAUGCGACUUAUAGCUAUAUUAGCAUGAACAUUUCUUACCUCCCUGCUGAUUCGAGGGUUGGGCUUUGAUUCCCAAAGGAGUGAAAACAAUGGAUGCUAAAUGAGGCUCAAUAUCCUAUCUCUGACUAUUUAUCAAAAGCUAUGUACAAAACAGGUGAAUUAUGGAAAAUAGAGCCUAUUACAAAAUAUAACUUAAGUUUCUCAAUAUCAUUUAUACAGCCAGAUACUUGGAGAGAGACACAAGUCAGAGAGAAGGCUAUUGGCUCUACUAUUGUCGGCUCAAUAUUUCUCAUCUUCAUACUUCUCACCAUCUUAAUGAGCACUAUUAAAAAUUAUUGGAAAGGUAGAACAAUAGAAACCUCAAAAAGUAUAACUACAAAAUCAAAGGAUCAGAAAAAUUAUAGGAGCACUCAACCACUUACACAUGAAGUUGAGACUGAUGAGGAGUCGUUCACUCCUCAUUUUACUUCUCUUAAUUUCUCAAGUUCAAUAGCUGAUGAAGAUACAGUGUUUGACGAUAACAAAGCAUCAAUGACAUCAUCCUGUCAAUUUGGCAAGCAUUCUUUCUCAACGAAUUUACCUUGAGAGGAUCUUUCCAAAGAAGGUGAGCAUGGAGGUCAAUCCAUCGAUCAUUAUGUAAAGGAAGAAUCUUCACGAAAUUAUAUCUGAUAUGAUAUUAUUAAUUCCUUCUCUGUUCAGAACAAUGUUGACGCACUAUCACAACCAAAAUUAUCCUUCGUCGAUGGAAUGAGGGUUAUCACAAUGAUCUGGGCCUUGCUAGGACUCUCUGCUGUAUACAUUCUGACUGUCAAUAGCAGGGAUAUCCAAGUCUUCUUCGUGUACUUAACGGAAUACGCUUUUGCAUUUCUUGAAGCAAGCUUGAUGACCCCUGAUCUGUUCAUGUUCUUUAUUUAUUUUCUUUCAUUUGUGACAAUCUCAAGGUUUUAUGAUAAAAACCAUGGUAUAUCAAAGAAGGACUAUUUAUUCAUAUACCUUAGCAGAGUCAUGAAGAUUGUUCCAAUGUACUAUUUGAUCUUUUUCUUCGGCUGGCAGGUAUACCCAUUGCUUUCUGAUACGCCUGGAUGGUUUGUCACCGAAAGAUUCUUUCAGAACUGAAAUAAUGAUUGGCCAUUCGUCCUUACUUUCGUGAAUAACUUAUAUCCAUUCUUUACGAAAGCAUUAGAAGGGUGAUUCUAUUGGCCUUAUGUUAUCCCUAAUGACAUAAUUUUGCAUAUUUUCUUACCUCUUUGGGUCAUAGUCUAUAAACGGAACAGAAAAAUAUUUUGGAUUAUGGCCAUUUGAACUUUAUUCUUAGGCUUUUUCAUUAUUUUCUUCAUCACAAUGAAGCAUAGACUCAGAGUUGGAGUUCUGACUUUUGAAGAUUAUUAUCUUUUUGCUUAUCUUUUUAAUAAGCCAUACACGAAGUUCCCUUCUGUUGCAUGAGGAAUCGCUAUGGGAGCUUUUUACCUCAAAAUUCAUGAAUAUCGGAAAGCUACUGAUGAGGUGAAGAAGCAGAUGAAAAUUUGACACUUUAUUCACACAAGUGAAAAGAUCCAUUAUGCAGGCUAUGCUUAUUUCUUUAUCACCUUCAACGUGGUUGUUGGACUCCCUGUGUUAGCAAACGUAGAUGGCUACAGUUGGCCCAUGAUUGCAAAUGCAAUGUAUUUCACUUUCAGUAGAUUCCUUUACAUCACCUGUGUGAUGACGCUAAUGAUAACUCUCUUUUGUCAAAGAGCAAAAAUGGUGAAAUCAUUCUUGACUGUGUACUUCUGGACACCUUUGUCAAAGCUAACUUUCAUAGUCUACCUCAUAUUCCCACUGGUGAUUGGGGCUGGGUACUUUGCAACUCAUGGCGAUGUGUAUCAUGAUUAUUUAAAAGCAAUAGUAUUUAUGACCGCUAAUACUAUCCUAAGUUACAUAUUUGCCUUCUUAUUGUACAUAUCCGUACAAAAGCCUAUUGAUAAUAUCAAAUCAUUGAUAGCAUAUAAGCUUGCUUCUUGCAGAAGAUCAGCUAGGACCAUGAAAAAGGAGAGUAAAGUUAAGGCUCAAAAGUUUAAAAACGAGAAAGAGAAAAGAGAAUAAUUUUUAAUUUUGAUUUAUUUUUAUCCAAUUAUA
Moneuplotes crassus is the source of this 2467-nucleotide messenger RNA. NCBI's taxonomy places the organism in Eukaryota, Ciliophora, Spirotrichea, Euplotida, Euplotidae. The record is from the annotation of a GenBank genome assembly.